Bufo bufo (common toad) is the source of this 2436-nucleotide messenger RNA. Its product is annotated as gamma-aminobutyric acid receptor-associated protein-like 1. The record is from RefSeq and is a predicted model, not a curated record. Gene Ontology annotation, cellular component: autophagosome; autophagosome membrane; cytosol. Gene Ontology annotation, biological process: cellular response to nitrogen starvation; macroautophagy; autophagy of mitochondrion. Lineage: Eukaryota; Metazoa; Chordata; Amphibia; Anura; Bufonidae. Gene Ontology annotation, molecular function: GABA receptor binding; ubiquitin protein ligase binding. The transcript has 4 exons. Bases 141 to 494 code for a protein of 117 amino acids.
UGUUUGGUUCUUCUGGUGCUGCCCAGAGGAGUGUCCUCUGAUGUCACAAUACCCUGCUGCUAGCUUGGUAGCAGACACCGCUACUGAGGCUUAAAGGGAAGGAUCUGCUCUCCUGAAGCCAUCACUGCAGCACUGCAGCCAUGAAAUUUCAAUACAAAGAGGAUCACCCCUAUGAAUACAGGAAGAAGGAGGGGGAGAAGAUUAGGAAGAAAUAUCCAGACAGGGUUCCUGUUAUUGUAGAAAAGGCUCCAAAAGCUCGAGUUCCAGAUUUAGACAAAAGGAAAUACUUAGUGCCAUCAGACCUGACCGUUGGACAAUUUUACUUCCUCAUCAGGAAGCGGAUUCACCUUCGCCCAGAAGACGCUCUCUUCUUCUUUGUCAACAACACAAUUCCCCCUACCAGUGCUACCAUGGGACAACUAUAUGAAGAUAACCAUGAGGAGGAUUGUUUUCUCUAUGUGGCUUACAGUGACGAGAGUGUGUAUGGCAAGUGACACCACAAGUGAUGGGAGAUUCCAACUAAAACCAUCACCACCCUCACCUACCAUAUCACCGAUCACCCAACCUCUAGGACUGCACAGCGCAUGGAAACUAAUUAUAUGGAUGAUUAUCUUGGCAAGUUUGGGAGGGUAGAAGGGGAAGAAUUAAAAAAUAUUAGGACUGGGCAAGACUUGGCUUAAAAUUUUUAACACCCCAAGGAUUUAAAACAUACCACGUUGUGUGUUCAAUGAAGACCCAGCAACUCAGCGCAAAUGAACGGUAAUACAUGGCCUAUGGCGUCCCAUGGUGCUGCGCCUGCCAUAUUAUGAAGAAAAUAGCCUGGUUACUGUCUCACAUGGCCAUAUACAGUACGUACACACAAAAAAUAACAGGUCUACCUUCUUUCACUAACAUUCUCCAUAAACCAAGCUUCAGCAGCCCACUUAUACUUCUCUUAUGUCUGUGCAGUAGACAACCCCUCUCAAUAGAAUACAGGGGAUUGAAGGCCUGUCGUAGGCCCCCAAUGAACGUUCACCUGUUCCACCUGUCUUGUCUGCAGGUUAUGUUAGAGACAUAUAUUUUCACAAAAUUUUUAUCCUUACCACCUUUGUCAAGGCUCUUUGAAUGGGUUGUACAGGAUUAGGAUAACAUGGCUGCUCUCUUCCAAAAACAGCUAAAAAAAAACUUGUCCAUAGGUCAUAUCUGGCAUUGCAGUUCAGCUCCAUUGAAGAAAAUGGGCUCAGCUGCUAUACUACAGACAACCUGUGAACAGGUGAGGUGCUAUAUUUGGAAGAAAGUCACCAUGUUUAUCUAAGGCCUCUUUCACAUGCCAGUGAAUCACAGAUGUGUGCUGUUCGUGGUCUCCACAGACCGUAUCCACUGACUUAAACGUGUGUAUUCACACAUCAUUGGGUUUCCACGGGAUCCAUGAUGACACCACAGAAGCAUGUGUUUUUGUCCAUAAUUACGGAUUCCUGACAAACAUUACAGUUUAUGGGUCUGUGAAAACCACAGACAUGGUAUCUGUGUUUGGUCCUUGGUUUUCAUGGGCUAUUGGUAGGAGACUAAAUUUGGAAAUUCAUUUUCAACCUAGCAGUAUACGUGGAAUAGGGGUGACACACAGGGAAAAAAUGGACACACGGACCAAACAUGGAUCCUUCACGGGCAUUUUCACAGUCUAUCAGAAGCACUGACCAUCUUGUCACAUAUGUCAUUAGGGAACACAGGUGUGGGAAAGAGGUGUAAUCCUAUAAAACCCCUUUGGAUGCUAUUACACAUAUAUUAGCAGCCACCAGUAAAACUUGCACUUUAACACUAAAUACGAGUUGUAUUUGGUCUUGCCAUUGUUUCAAGUUGCAAGUUCAGGUGCAGCCCGGCAAUUAGCCAUAGAGCGUGAACGAUACCUGCGGCCGCCAAUGCAGUUUAAUAGCACUCUUGAAGUGCGAUGAUUUUGUUUUCAUAUUUCAUUCUUAAUCGACAUAAAUGCUAGUACUAAAAACACUUGAGGUAGGUAACGACUACAGACUAAUUAGUGAUGUGCUGUUAGUUUUUCAAAGACUUCUAGCUGUAUCAUGCUUCAUCAAAUCUUAACUGGAUUAUUUAUUUGGAGUGCUCUUUUUGAAUGCUAUACAGCAAGUGUCCUUUAGGUGGCAGUGUGGGUAAAGUAAAACGGACAUUUUUGUAAUCAUGAUUCAGCUUAUUUUAAUGAUGUGUUUCCUGUUUUUUUUUAUUCUGUUUUAGUCAUUAUUUAUUUUUGUUAGGCUGUAAUAUAUGGAAGGGAUGAUGCUUGUCAGUAAGAAAUAGGUGGCUAGAUAACAACAGUGUUUGAGAAGUCUCAGUUCUGUCUUAAAGAAUCUCUUUAUCUACAUUGUAAAUAAGGCCCAAAUAGGGCCUAUUUUGCACACGAGGCACGUAGGUGACUUUUGUCAAUGCUAUAAAAUAAAAACAUAAUACAGA